CCUCCACCCUUCAAGGGGUGGACUCAAAAAUUCUCCUCGUUCUUGUCAUAGGCUCCUUCGGAUUUUGACACACAGGCAACAGCCACUAUUGCAAAAUGGUACGAAAGGGUUCCAAGAAGGUCAGGACCGGGUGCAUCACCUGCAAGGUCCGCAAGAUCAAAUGUGACGAGACCAGGCCCUGUUGCCGGCGUUGCACAAAUACUGGCCGCAAUUGCGAUGGCUACGCACCUCAGGGCCGCCAGCCCACGCCGGCGGCUCAUCUGGCCGUGACCUGUCAAUACUUGAGAACGAAGACGGAAUGUAGAGGACUGCAGUACUUCUGCGAGGUUGCCGCGCCACGCCUAUUGGGCCCCAAGAGCCCCUAUUUCUGGACCCACCUAGUGAUGCAGCUCAGCGAGUCAGAGCCAGUAGUGAAGCAUUCCCUGCUGGCAAUCAGUUCUCUCUAUGAGACUCAGGAAGCCCAAAAGACACCACCAGCUAUGCCCAGCCUUGCAUUACAGCAUUACAACUCUGCGAUUCAAGGACUCAAAACCACUCAGAGUGAUGUCUUGGCACUAUUAGGGUGUAUCUUAUUCACCUGUAUAGAACUUCUGCAAUCGAAUAAUAGAACGGCUAUUCGGCAUUGCGCCCAUGGCAUUGCUAUCAUGGAACGUUGCAACAACCCUUGGGCUCGAGAGCAUCUGGUCCCCAUAUUCCGACGGAUCAGUGUCUUGCCCCUACUCUUCGGCAGUGAUUCUACAGAACUUAGCCGCUCUAUGGUCCUGGGGUUUGUAAUUCCCUCGAAGUUCGACAGUCUGGAAGAUGCACAGGUGAUGACAGAUGACAUUUUUAACCGACUAAAGCGGCUUUGUUCUAUAAAGAAACAAGGAUUACACUUCGAUCAGGACAUAGAACGAGAGUACAUCAAGUCAUUGCUGGAAAGAUGGCAAUUCUUGAUGAAAGGCCUUAAUGUCCAUGCAGCGGCACAGGCAGAUGGUGCUUGCAACGGGCAAUACACCUUAACGAUGAUGCGCUUCCAAUUAUGUCAAGCGUGUUUUGAUCUAUUAUUCUGCAGUGCAGCGGACGAUGAUGAUAAUACAAAGGCCUCUUGUGAGAUCGUCGAAUCGGCUACUUGCCUCAGUGACCUGCACACACUGUGAUCGACACAGUUUUUCUUCGAAUUAGGCUUCGCCCAUCUUGCCCUUUGUAGCGACGAGAUGUAACUGUCUGGAAAUACGGUUCCCGGCGUAUCGGUUAAUGAAGGCACUGAGUGAGACAAAGAGGCCUUUCGGUACCCGACUGAUGCAUGCUACAGCUCGGAGACGAAUAGAGACAGAACAUGACAUGAUAUUGAAUGACCUCGACUAUUCGCAGGAUGUCGCCCCAUGUUCUAAGGAAAUUCCUUGGGGAUCAAGGAAGGAGGAAUACUUGAUCGAUGAAUGACAAAACCCAGCCUCAGCACAACCCUUUCUAUCUUAAAUUGAUAAAGAAAAUUGACUGUGCAACCCAAGGUUAUGUUCUUAUGAGAUAGAAAGCCUGGUUCUGCCGUGCUGCCGGCAGGGCUGGCAUGACAUGCUCAGUCGCAUCAACCAGCAACUUUGUCGCAGAAUAGCUUAGGAUCGGGCUCAAACAUGUGUUUGAUGGUCUCAGAUACUUAUCCCAAUCCUACAAAUGCCGAAAAUUCGAAUCCACAAGAGAUACCUCUCGUUCACGUA
Molecule: messenger RNA, 1694 nt
Organism: Fusarium odoratissimum NRRL 54006
Lineage: Eukaryota; Fungi; Ascomycota; Sordariomycetes; Hypocreales; Nectriaceae
Exons: 3
Coding region: 96-1139 (347 amino acids)
Biological process (GO): regulation of DNA-templated transcription
Molecular function (GO): zinc ion binding; DNA-binding transcription factor activity, RNA polymerase II-specific
Source: RefSeq, a predicted model, not a curated record